AUGGCGCCUUCGCCGCGUAAAAAUCCUGUCAGCCGUUCUCCAAAAAAGCUGGCAACACCAACAAAAGCCACUCGAACAUCGCCUCGCAAAAAGGCUUGGGCAACUCCACCGAAGGCCCAAAAUCCAUACAUUUCUUCUUUCUUCGUGGGUUAACGGUUGUACAUGUUUUCUUAGUUAUUUUUCUUGAAGAAAGAGGAAGAUUUCUCACCACUUUCCAACAAAUCGUGGGCCGAAAUUACUGAAGAAGAUUAUGAUUUGUCUGAAAGUCUGAUCAAUAAUGCCCGCGAAAAUGAAGAAACAACCCGCAAGUCAGAGUCUCGCAGAAAGGCUGCACUACCAAAAAAGGUUCGUUAAUUUUGUUGAUGAAACUUUAAAAAAAAAAAAUAAUUUUACCGCACAGUGCAUAGUUUGAGUUUUAAAAGUCAUAUAGUUUUUUUUAAAUUAGAAACCUAUAUUCAGUCAACAUAUAAAAUUUCUCUCGAGCUAGAUAAUCUAAAAACUUUUUCCAGGUUGCCGAAACCAAGCCAAAGUUUACACGCUCCCUGGAGCUCACAAACGCUUUAUUCAGUAAUUCAUCAAGCAGACGAUCAACCCGUAUCAAAGAAAAAGUCACUGAAGUCACACAUGUUGAAGUAUGCUUUUUGGCUGUUUUCGAAAUAAUCCUGAAUUAUUAUAGGUGAAAAGAACAACGAUCGCAACGGAAGUUGUCGAAGAAAAAGGGACGAGGAACCGUAAAAGGCAUCUUUCGACAACUUCGACAGUCACGGAGGAAAUUUCCCCGGCCAAACGCCGCACUCCGCACAAAAACGAAGAGGCUCAGUCGGGAAAACCUGCGCGCAAAACUGCCCGCGGUGUUGCUGAGGUAGCUGCUGUUUUUUUGAACUAGGCUUAUCUUGUUGCGAAGGCAUUCGAGGAUUUUUGAAGAUUUAUACCAGACAAAAUAUUCACUACGUUUCCAUGUGAAAAAUGGGUCAAAAUUUUUAAAAGUCACCGUUUUUUUAUAUGGAGAGAACUCAUGUUUUGUAAUUUCCAUGUCUGCGUCUCCAAAGUUGAGUCCUCCUUUCCACUCUCUGACGGCCAUCCUGAACUUCGCAUAAUAACUUUGCACAUGACAUCAGUUAUGAUCACAAAGUUCAUCGUUUUCUAGUUCUCUUAUCAGUAUUGUAGUUAUUUCUGGUCUCCAGUUUAUUUUCGCCAGACUUAUUAGUACAAACUAUUACUUCGAUAGGUCCAAAAAGGUUUGUUAUUUUCAGAACGGCAAAUCUCCAGCUCGCGUCCGUCUCUUCAACUCAAACUCGACGUGUUCUUCGGUCCCAGGCAGCCCUUCGUCGCGAAAAGACCACUGGGUCGAGCCGAAACUCGGCUGGUGUACUGAUGAGGCGACCUUGCAACGUCGCGCUCGCGUUUGUCGUCUUCCAACUCUUCAAUGAACAGUUUCGGCCUUUAUAGGAAAUCGAGAAAGCCAAGGAAAAGCCCGUCUAUGUCAAGUAUACGACUGAAAUCCCAUUCAAGAAACGUAUCCAUGGAAUUCAUCCUCGGACACCUAAUAAGGAGAUCAAUUUUAGUCGUCGUAGCUGGGAUCAGCAGGUGACUUUGGAAAAAAAAUAAUGGAUUCAAUUUCGAAAAGAUGAAAGAAAAAACUUGUGGAAGAUGUAUAAAUUAAAGUAUUGGGAUUUUUUCAGUUUGAAUUUUUUAGAGAUCUUGCCUUGCAGAUCGAAUUGAAAAACAUUUCACCAUAAAAUUUAAAUUUUUGGCUGAUAAUUUUCGAAUGAAGUGUAAUUCAAAUCUCAAAACUUUCAGAAAUGUCUUGGGUCGAAAAUAAUGUUAUCAAAGUAAGUAAACGAAGUAUAUUUGUAGCUUCGUUUAGAAAGGCAAGGUCUAUUAGCCAAUUUUCUAGAGACCACUUAAAGAAAAAAAAAAUUCUGAAUGUGUUGAAAGGAGUUGGAGCAUUUUGAAGACUCACGGAUCUGAUGAAUGAGGUGAUCUUGAAGCGAUGUGGUACCCCUUUAAGUUUUGAAAAACGAAUAAAAUGUUAGAGUACCAAACCUCCUUACUAGGGAACGUUGCCGAGCUCCAAAGUCCGCAAAAUGCGCAAAUUAUGAAAAAAAGCGUUAUUUCAAGCUUUUGAAGCGUCCUAAUUAAAAAACGAGAUCUAUAAAAAAGACGUUCCCUAGUGAAUGAAACGGAACUCUAUUUAAUUUUCAAGUGUUUCCAAUCUCAAACUCGAAAACUUUAAGAUGCGUCAAUGGAAGCGCAGCUUGUACACUUGGGCCGGAGAGGAGCCUUCAGAUUCUGUGAACACGUCGUUCUGCAGCUACACUUCUGAAGAAUCGGCAGCUUCGGACAGCAAAGUCAAUCUGGAAAAUGUUCCAGUCUUUGCCAAUAUUGAUUUGCAUGUGCCAGUGAGUUUCGAAUGAUCUUAUGAAAGUGCAGUCUUUUUAGGAAAUCCAUAGAUCUUUUAAAUAAAUUUUUUUUUGUGGUCAACGUAUAGUGGAAAUCACUGUAGUUUUGAAAAAUCGAGAUUUGAAGUAGGAAUUUAAGAUUGAAAUCAGAAAAAUAGAAGAACAUACAAAGAACCGUUAUUUUUAAAUAAAAUAAAAAUAAAAUAUUGGCAGGUCCGACCGGAGACAGACACGAUGGCGUCGCUUCUGGGCAAGUUUGAUCUUGACAGUCGCCAUGGAGCGACUAUGUCUGCUGACGACAGCACUCUGAAGGCUCCGGCGCCCGCUUUUGACCCAAAAGCGCCCGUCGACUUCUCUUCUCUGAACAACAAAAAGUAA
Molecule: messenger RNA, 2780 nt
Organism: Caenorhabditis auriculariae
Lineage: Eukaryota; Metazoa; Nematoda; Chromadorea; Rhabditida; Rhabditidae
Source: the annotation of a GenBank genome assembly